Messenger RNA from Odocoileus virginianus texanus, 446 nucleotides. Its product is annotated as dynein light chain 1, cytoplasmic-like. Gene Ontology annotation, molecular function: dynein intermediate chain binding. Gene Ontology annotation, cellular component: cytoplasmic dynein complex. The record is from RefSeq and is a predicted model, not a curated record. Gene Ontology annotation, biological process: motile cilium assembly; intraciliary retrograde transport. Lineage: Eukaryota; Metazoa; Chordata; Mammalia; Artiodactyla; Cervidae.
AUGUGUGACCAAAAGGCUGUAAUCAAGAAUGCUGGUAUGUCGGAGGAGAUACAACAGGACUUGGUGGAGUGUGCAUUGGAGAAGUAUAAUAUAGAGAAGGACAUUGUGGCCCAUAUCAAGAAGGAGUUUGACAAGUACAACCCCACCUGGCACUGCAUCAUGGGGAGGAACUUCGGUAGUUAUGUGACGCAUGAAACCAAACACUUCAUCUACUUCUACCUGGGCCAAGUGGCCAUUCUUGUGUUCAAAUCUGGUUAAAAGCAUGGACUGUGCCACACAUCCAGUGGUCCAUCCAAAAACAAGGACUGCAGCCUAAAUUCCAAAUACCAGAGAUUGAAGUCUUCAGCCUUGCCUAAGGGAACACCUCCAUCUUUGAACCUUUAUUGUGUUUUGUACAGGGCAUUCUCUGUACUAGUUUGUGGUUAUAAAGCAAUUAGUAAAACAGC